This is a messenger RNA of Bathycoccus prasinos, 378 nucleotides long. RefSeq lists its product with no specific name. NCBI's taxonomy places the organism in Eukaryota, Viridiplantae, Chlorophyta, Mamiellophyceae, Mamiellales, Bathycoccaceae. Bases 1 to 378 code for a protein of 125 amino acids. The transcript has a single exon. The record is from RefSeq and is a predicted model, not a curated record.
AUGGUCGCGAAGAACAACACCAACGACAACAAGAACAAUCAUCAUCAUCAUCAUCCUCAUCAUCAUCGUGUAAGGAAAGCUGCGCUUCUCGGGGUCGCAACGACGACGUCGUUAUCGAUGAUGAUGAUGCUUCUUUCAUCCCCCGAAAUUGCUUUCGCGGAAGUCACGUGCAACUUGGUCACCCCGUGCACCAUGCCCCCGCCGAACGGCGAGCCGAGAUACAUCAUGCCGUCCUCGCAAUACGACCCGGCGAAAGACGCCGAGGAGAAGUUUAUGAAACAAUUGGAAGCGAAGAGAAAUAAAACGGCGGCGACCGCUACUGCUGCUGUUGUUGAAGAAGAACCGAAAGCUGUCGCGCCCGAGGCGGCUUCCGAGUAA